Psammomys obesus (fat sand rat) is the source of this 1140-nucleotide messenger RNA. RefSeq names its product phosphoseryl-tRNA kinase (gene Pstk). The coding region runs from base 51 to 1124 and encodes 357 amino acids. The record is from RefSeq and is a predicted model, not a curated record. Gene Ontology annotation, molecular function: tRNA binding; kinase activity. The transcript has 6 exons. Lineage: Eukaryota; Metazoa; Chordata; Mammalia; Rodentia; Muridae.
AGUGCGCAUGCGCACCGUGCGCAGAGGUUUGUGGAGGCAGCAGCUAGGGCAUGAAGACUGUGGCGCGGUCUGGGGCCACUCGCAGCGACGGAUGGCCGAAGCUGGGACUGUGCGUCCUCUGUGGCUUGCCGGCGGCCGGAAAGUCGACCUUCGCGCGUGCGCUGGCCCUGCAGCUGCGGCGGGAGCGGGGCUGGGCUAUCGGCGUCCUCUCCUACGACGACGUGCUGCCCCAAGCACUCCCGGACGGCGCAGGCACACAGCCUCGGCCAUCCCGAUGGAAAAUGUUUCGACAAGAACUGCUAAAGCACCUGGAAUGCUUCCUCAUGGCAGUUAUUAGUGAGACUCAGAUGUCUGCCCCACCCAACAGGACUGAAGCCGUGUGGGAAGAUUUUAUCACCUGCUUAAAAAAACAAGAUUUGAUCUUUUCUACAUCACCCGAGGCCCAGCAUUGCCACCUCUUGGCAAAACCUAUUUCUAAACCUUUGUUUUUGGUGUUGGACGACAACUUUUAUUACCAAAGUAUGAGAUAUGAAGUCUACCAACUGGCUCGGAAAUAUUCGCUGGGCUUUUGCCAGCUCUUUUUAGAUUGUUCCCUGGAAACGUGUUUGAAGAGGAAUGGCGAGAGACCACAACCACUGCCUAAGGAGGUCAUCUACCUCAUGGAGAGAAAGAUAGAGAGGCCCAACCCUGAGAAAAAUGCCUGGGAACACAACAGCCUCAUAAUUCAGAGUUCAGCAUGUCUUUUGGAGGCCAGCCCAGAGGUGACUGAUUUGUUGCUUACUGCUUUGGAAAAUCCCAUAAAAUGUGUUGAGGACAAUACGGAACAAAAGGAAGCAGAUAGAAUUAUUUGUUCUACUAACAUCCUCCAUAAAGCUGACGAGAUACUCCGAAGAACCGUUUCUCAGACAAUGAAGGAAGCCAAAGAUGAGCAGAUGCCUCUUAAUAACCUGAAGCAUCUAGCAGGAGAACUUAACAAGCUCAAAGCAGACUUCUUGGAAGAUCUAAGACAAGGAAACAGAAAAUACCUGUGCAUUCAGCGAAGCCCAGACUUAUCAGAUGUUCUUUCUUCAUUUUGUAAGGAGAGAGAUACUAUUGUGCAGAAGUUCUUUUCAAAGCAUCAUUAAACUUUCUGAAUUUCUA